This is a messenger RNA of Guyanagaster necrorhizus, 1214 nucleotides long. RefSeq lists its product as uncharacterized. NCBI's taxonomy places the organism in Eukaryota, Fungi, Basidiomycota, Agaricomycetes, Agaricales, Physalacriaceae. Gene Ontology annotation, biological process: defense response to other organism. The transcript is spliced from 9 exons. Bases 170 to 1111 code for a protein of 313 amino acids. The record is from RefSeq and is a predicted model, not a curated record.
AGGAAACAAGGAUGCUCGCAGCUGCCGAGGCUGUGCAUCGGCAUUAGGUGAGUGCACCACAGCGCAGGCCCCAGUCUUUCUACCUUUUACUCCCACUUUCCCCCUUCUUCAUAUCUGUUUUAUUCUUUUUCGUCGAUUUUUUUCUGUAUCAGCCAUAUAAUUGUUCCUCAUGGCCUAUCGAGACCCGUAUGCUGCGCAGUACGGCCGUCACCAGCAGCCCCAUGCCACCUACGAUGAGGGCGCUUACGACAACUACGGCUCUGGCUAUAGAGACGAUCCCACAGACGCUCGCGGUCCGCAACGGCAGGCCACCACGAGAAGUCACAUCAGCACGGGUUCCGUUGAUGCACCCAUGGGUGUCAGAACCCGAGACACUGACACUGUUAGUGGCUUUGACCAUGGCGAAUUUCCGCCCAAGGAAAAAGUUCCUCAAACCUUGAAGAGCUAUCGACACGAAACGCAAGGAAAUCUAUGGACAAGAGGAGGACGUCCAAGGUGUAUUGGAAGGUUCUGCUGCUGCACCCUUCUGAUUGCCGUUUUUCUAAUUCUCAGCAUAAUCUUGUCCCUUGCUCUGUGGAUUCGGCCCCCGAACGUCACCAUUGGUGAUAUUGAGUUAGUGUCUUCGGGUGGUAGCGAGUUCGAACUCACGAAUGACGGUGUUAACAUAAACCUUGGCGUAAAUAUAACGGUGGACAAUCCGAAUUACUUUUCACUCGAUCUGAAAAAAGUAACAGCCGAGUUGUUCUACCCUCUUAAUAGUACGAGCACUGGUACGGACAUUGGAGGUGGUAAUUCUAGCAACAUCAAUUUCGCCGCGCACUCGCAGACCAAUUUUACCUUCCCGUUCGAGAUCGAAUACACCCAAUCCAAUGACCCCAGCAACGCCAUCCUCAUAAGUAUUCUUGAAAAAUGUGGAAUUCUUGGUACAUCGAGCAAUCUAGAUAUUAAUUACAAGAUAACACUCGGCAUACGCAUUCUUAUGGUGACAGUUUCACCAGUCAUUUCCAAUUCGUUCAGCUUUGCAUGUCCACUCAACUCAACAUCGCUUUCGGAUCUCAUGAGCAGUUCCGGCCUGAAUCUAACCAGUAUAGCCGGUUUAUUGGGAGAGUAGCUUUCCAUUUUCUUUCUAUUGUCAAUGUAUCAUUUACAUCAAAAUUUGGACUAUCUUCGCCUACUUAUCUGUAUGAAUCUAGCGCUGUUCUAAGAAGCGCUCC